GGUGGAUUUUACUCCGACACUGAAGCUUUCGCUAGUGACAGCUGCUUGAGAUGCCCCAAUGGAACUUUUGUUCACUUUAAUAAUGCACCUGGAGUUCGAAAAUCUGAUUGCAUCGCGUGCCCACAAGGUAUAUGGCAUUCAUUAAUACUAGCCAUUAUUAAGUGGUAAGAAGCGCAGGUUCAGUGAGCAUGGGGGUCACCGGCAAACCUAAUUAUCGUAUGGAUAGCAACGUAACUUCAAUGAUUUUAGCGGUUGUUUAGGUAGGACUGUGAAGUCCCAGGUUAGGUUAGGCAACUCUUGUGGGCGGAGUAACUUUCGUAUCCGGGUCAUCAAUUGGCAAUUUUCGAGCUACCCCAAGCCUUCUCUUCAAAACUUGCGUUGGGUUGUUUGCGAAUCCUUUUUUCGAAAAUUAGAAAUACCGUUCUGGCAUCCCCCUCCGAAACUCAGCAUUGACAGCGCCACUUAGGAACGAAAGAUAGAGUGACCGGCCGCGAAUAACAUCUCCCAUCAUUUUCAUCGUUUCUUCUUCUUUCUUUUUCCCUUUCUUUGUUUCAUUGUCCUGUUGUAUAACUAAAUGUCUUAAGUAUUGCAAAACCAAUCCUUUGGCUCGCUUCACGAUAAAUAGUUUUCUAAUCUCAUUUUACUCAAAUGCGAAAUUGGUACUAGGACUCAUAGAGAAUGAGAUUUCUGGAACUUGAAAAGGCCGGUAUACGAAGCUACUCUGUCACCUAAAUCCUCCCCUCGCGUCAUUUAUAUUUUUUCUCGAUAAUGUUUACAUGGAUAGGCAGCCGCAGAGUGUAUCUAACAUCUUCUUGACGGAAUGUUGUUAAAAUGAUUUAGAUCAUUAAAAUAGUAUUGUGGAAAGGCUCUUGCCAGCAAAUUAUAAUGAUAUCCAAGUUCAUACUUCAAUUAUUCUUUAAUUAUUCUCGUGCUAUUUGCGAUAGGGACAGACACAAACGAAUUCGCAGGAUAUCGCGCCUGUAAAUGCUUGAACAACUUCUACCGUACUCAUUUAUUUGAAGACUGCAAGCCAUGCGAUCAACCUGGGUUACAGUGUGUGCAUGAUUUUGCUACUCUACGAAGUGGAUACUGGUGGAAGUGGAGAAAUGAAACAGACAAAAUGAUUUACAAAACAUUUACUGAGGGUCUAAAGAACGCCGGUGUUACUCCUGUUGUGCGCACAAAAAAUGUCGCGUCUGAAGGGUCUUAUAUACCCAUACAGUCUUCCUCAACCACAAAAAUGUCCGAGAGAAAAAUCGUGCAUAGGAGGUUUAGUAUCCUUAUGCGCCGUUGGUUUCGAAGGCCCCUUGUGUGAAAUUUGCAGUAAAGGAUUCCAUAAACAGCUUAAGUCGUGUAAUAAAUACCCAACGAAGAAAUGGAUGAUCGGACAACUUUCAGUCCUGGCAACAGUCAUUUUAGUAAUAAUUGUUAUUGUGGUUUGGACAAGCAGGAAAAAAGGCAAGAAAAACGAAGAGCGUUCCUCAGUAGAUAUCAUUCUUGGGAGGCUAAAGAUAGCCAUAGGUUUUUAUCAAGUAACGUCGGGAGUUCUUGAAGCAUUCUCGUACAUCAAAUGGCCAGGUUCGCUCACUCAAAUUGGAGAAUACUCCCAAGUGCUGCAAGGAAACGUCUUUCAGAUUGCUCCAAUCCAGUGUCUUUUUGAAAAUCUCAAAGUUAAUGCAUUUGGAAGUUUGUACGCUAUAUUAGCUUUGAAUGCUACUGCAAUAAUUGUGGCAGCUGCUGUUUAUGGAAUCAAGAAGCUAACUUUAAUGCGAAACACUCUUAGCGGAGAGGUGAAAGUCAAGGAAAUGUCCCAAACGAAAGAGGUGAUCUACAGAAAUCUGUUUUUCUUCCUUCAUGUGACUUACCUGAGCACCUGUUUGAAAACAGCAAACGUUCUUCCCUCGCUUGCCACACGAUCUGCUUCGACGAAGAAGACGAAGCUUGCGAAAAGUUCCUUAAAGCGGACUACAGCAUCGACUGCACAAGCUCGGGAUUCAACCGUUCGGUGUUCGUUGCAUACUGCACUGUGGCGUACAUUGUGUUUCUACCAACAUCAUUUCUUAUAA
Porites lobata is the source of this 2066-nucleotide messenger RNA. The record is from the annotation of a GenBank genome assembly. Lineage: Eukaryota; Metazoa; Cnidaria; Anthozoa; Scleractinia; Poritidae.